CUCACCAACUACAAAUCUCUUUCAUAUCUCUCACUCAAUCAAGAACAUUCUCAAAACCUCCACAAAAAUGGCAGCUGCAGCUCCACCGCCGCCUCCAUCCGAAGCUCACAUCUUCCUCCCAGAAACCACCCCUCCAGGCGACACUCUCUUCACCCGCAUCCGCCUCGCCACCGCCGCCGACGUCCCCCACAUUCACAAGCUCAUCCACCAAAUGGCCGUCUUCGAGCGCCUCACCCACCUCUGCGAAGCCACCCCUGAGUCCCUCUCCGCCACGCUCUUCCCCCCCUCCGCCCCUCCCCCCUUCACCUCCUUCACCGUCCUCAUGCUCGAGCUCUCCCCCGCCCCCUUCGCUCCCCCCGCCGCCGCAGAUCCCCAUUUCACCCCGAUCCUCAAGCCCGUCCACCUCGAUCUCCCAAUCGACGAUUCCGAUCGGGCUGAUUUCACUAGCAACGCCCCGGAUGUUCUAGUGCACGACGUUGUAAUUGGGGGAUUCGUGCUGUUUUUCCCCAAUUACUCGACGUUUUUGGCGAAGCCAGGGUUUUACAUCGAGGAUAUUUUCGUGAGGGAGUGCUACCGCCGGAAGGGGCUGGGGCGGCUGCUGCUGACGGCGGUGGCGGCGCAGGCGGCGAAGAUGGGGUACGGGAGGGUGGAGUGGGUGGUUCUCGAUUGGAAUGUGAAUGCGAUUAGGUUUUACGAGCAGAUGGGGGCGAAGAUUUUGCCGGAGUGGAGGAUUUGCCGCCUCACCGGCGACGAGCUUCAGGCAUUUGGGCGUAUCAACCUAGGUUGAUACGACGGCGUUUUGGAGCGGGGAUUAAUAAAUUGCUGUGUUAAUUUUGAGCUUUGUUAAACUCUAAUGUUGUAGCUGUGUUAUUGAAUUUUGUACUUUGCUUUUGAUUUGAGUGUUGAAAUUGCUCUUUUGUUGAUGAAAAUUAGUAAAUUACUGCUGUUUUGAGCUA
Salvia hispanica is the source of this 956-nucleotide messenger RNA. RefSeq names its product GCN5-related N-acetyltransferase 8-like. Lineage: Eukaryota; Viridiplantae; Streptophyta; Magnoliopsida; Lamiales; Lamiaceae. The record is from RefSeq and is a predicted model, not a curated record. Gene Ontology annotation, molecular function: N-acetyltransferase activity.